GCACUUGAGAAAUCGCUGAGAUGUCAACGCAGGUUGUGGCAGCGAAAAUGGCAGAGGGCGAAUUGAAAGACAUCCCGUAUAAAGAGCUGGUGUCUCCGGUGACACCGAGCGAAGAGGAUAAGGGAUUGGUGAAAAACGAAGCAAAUACGGGCACUUCUAGUUCGUCUGCGGCACUGACACUCGAGGCUGCUCUAGGGGACCAAAACAUUAGCCCCUCUCCUAUGUCUAGCCCGAAGAUGCCCCAAGCAUCCGCUAUGAAGCGUGCAGAUCCACAGCAGAACGGCGGAGAAUCUUUCGUAAAUCGCGAUGGGACCGUGGCUGAAGCUCCGAGGAUGAAGAAGAUCCAGUUUGCUGACCAGAAGCUGGAGUUUAACAAACGGCCCACCAAGAUCGGCCGCCGCUCCCUGUCCCGCUCCAUCUCUCAGUCCUCCACCGACAGCUACAGCUCAGCUGCCUCGUACACGGACAGCUCUGACGACGAGACGUCCCCGCGGGACAAGCAGCAGAGCAACUCCAAGGGCGGCACAGACUUCUGCAUCAAGAACAUCAAGCAGGCCGACUUCGGCCGCAGGGAGAUCGAGAUCGCAGAGCAAGAGAUGCCGGCCCUCAUGGCUCUGAGGAAGAGAGCUCAGGGGGAGAAGCCUCUGGCUGGAGCCAAAGUGGUGGGAUGUACACACAUCACUGCCCAGACCGCUGUGCUGAUGGAGACUCUGUCUGCUCUGGGCGCUCAGUGCAGGUGGUCCGCCUGCAACAUCUACUCCACCCAGAACGAGGUGGCAGCCGCCCUGGCUGAGGGAGGAUUCCCAGUGUUCGCCUGGAAAGGAGAGUCGGAGGACGACUUCUGGUGGUGCAUUGACCGCUGUGUUAACCUGGAGACCUGGCAACCCAACAUGAUUCUGGAUGACGGUGGGGAUCUGACCCACUGGAUCUAUAAGAAGUAUCCCCGCAUGUUUAAGAAGAUUAAGGGGAUCGUGGAAGAGAGUGUGACUGGCGUUCACAGGCUGUACCAGCUUUCCAAGGCCGGCAAGCUGUGUGUCCCGGCCAUGAACGUCAACGACUCCGUGACCAAGCAGAAGUUUGACAACCUGUACUGCUGCAGAGAGUCCAUCUUGGAUGGCCUCAAACGCACCACGGAUGUGAUGUUCGGCGGAAAACAGGUGGUGGUGUGUGGCUACGGAGAGGUUGGGAAAGGCUGCUGUGCUGCCCUGAAGGCCAUGGGCUCCAUCGUGUACGUCACAGAGAUCGACCCAAUCUGCGCCCUGCAGGCCUGCAUGGAUGGCUUCAGACUGGUGAAGCUCAGCGAAGUCAUCAGACUGGUGGACAUCGUCAUCACCUGCACAGGCAACAAGAACGUGGUGGUCAGAGACAACCUGGACCGCAUGAAGAACGGCUGCAUGGUCUGUAACAUGGGGCACUCCAACACCGAGAUCGAUGUGGCCAGCUUGCGGACCCCGGAGCUGACCUGGGAGCGUGUGAGGUCGCAGGUCGACCACAUCAUCUGGCCCGACGGCAAGAGAAUAGUGCUUCUGGCUGAGGGCCGUCUCCUUAAUCUGAGCUGCUCCACUGUUCCCACUUUUGUCCUGUCAAUCACUGCCACCACUCAGGCCCUGGCUCUUAUAGAGCUCUACAACGCUCCUGACGGCCGGUACAAACAGGACGUCUACUUACUGCCCAAGAAAAUGGACGAGUACGUGGCGAGUCUUCACCUCCCAACGUUCGACGCACAUCUGACCGAGCUGAGCGACGAGCAGGCCAAGUACCUGGGCCUGAACAAGAACGGCCCCUUCAAGCCCAACUACUACAGGUAUUAGCAUUAAGAAGAAAAGGAGAGAAACGCCAGACUUCACAGCUGUACCACAAGGAAGAGGAAGAGGACGAAGAGGAAGAUGUUCCUUCACUGCACUCGGUGAACUGCCCGACUACACUGCCAGGCUCCACCUCCUGGGCGUAACUGCAGUCUUCCCUGCCAGUCAUGUCAGCCCUUUAAAGAGGCCAUAGUUCACUCUGUAACCCUGCUACCAUGAGCAUGCUCCAGCCUUCACUCCAAAACUACUAUUACCUUUUUUUUUUUUUUUUUUUUUUUUUUGCUGAGUAUGACCAAAAAAGAUGAAGGCAAUGAUGCAGGAAAGGAAAGAUGCCAGUGAGACGGUUUCUAUUAUUUCAAGAUUUGCCAAUGGGGGUAAGACAAUUUCACUUGUCAAGCAAAAAAAGUAACUUAAAAAAAAAAAGGUAAUAUUUUCUAUUUGAGAGGGGGGAAAAAAGAGCUUAAGUCUCAUUA
Conger conger (European conger) is the source of this 2278-nucleotide messenger RNA. It is a transcript of the gene ahcyl2a, whose product is annotated as adenosylhomocysteinase like 2a. The transcript is spliced from 17 exons. Gene Ontology annotation, cellular component: cytosol. The record is from RefSeq and is a predicted model, not a curated record. Gene Ontology annotation, biological process: L-methionine cycle. Bases 21 to 1811 code for a protein of 596 amino acids. Lineage: Eukaryota; Metazoa; Chordata; Actinopteri; Anguilliformes; Congridae.